This is a messenger RNA of Lodderomyces beijingensis, 1620 nucleotides long. NCBI's taxonomy places the organism in Eukaryota, Fungi, Ascomycota, Pichiomycetes, Serinales, Debaryomycetaceae. The record is from the annotation of a GenBank genome assembly.
AUGAACUCGUCAGGAUACUGGGAUAGGUCCAGCAUUGGGCAGAAUAACAGCCCCGACACAAGCACGGUAUUGCCCCCGAAUGAACGCAGUGGACAGCAAGCACAAGAUCAAAAUGCUCCUCCACCGCCAGCAGAUCAAUCAAUGAACCCCACCCAAGUCGAACCAUACCUCGAUAUCACGCAGCCCUUUUUACAGCAUGAGGUCCAUCUACAACCGCAGUAUACGCCGGAAGAGAUUCGACAUUCCUUGGUGUCGAACUCGCUCUCUGAUGAGCAAGCUAAUCGACAUCACAAUUUCAUGCAGCUGAUUGAAGAAGAUGACGAGUACGACGAGGAUCGAAUAGAUGCCAGUUUCAGUAGAAUCGGACAGCAAUUGGGAAGACUGCUGCUGCAACAUCAACACCAGCAGCAGCAUGUGCGGAACGCGUUUGAAGAGGAGGAGGUUUUGGAGGAAGAUGAAGAAGAGGGAGGGGAGGUGGCGGCAGCAGCAGCAGCAGCAGGAGGAGGAGGAGGAGGAGGAGGAGUAGAAGAACAAGAACAAGAACAAGAACAAGGACAAGGAGGGGCCGACGAGGGAGAAUUUGAUCAAGAUAUGAUUGCCCAUGGCGCAAGUUCAAGUGCAAGCCGUCACCAGCACCAGCACCACCGGCACAGUGAGUAUGAAGAUGUCGAAGGCAGUGAAUCACAGCAGCCAAGUUUGGAACAAGUGCAACGCGUAUAUUACACCAAGGGGUUGCAAGAGUUGGAAAAUCUCCAACUAGUUGAUCUUUCCGCAUUGGCGUCAUGGAAACUUUCCACCUAUAAGCAAGGAUUUGGCUUGGCUCAAUUACGCGAUGACAACCCGGAGACGUAUUGGCAAAGUGACGGCAGCAAUGGGGGCAACAAUACCAACCCGAACAACUCGGCACUUGUCAAUGACCAAUUGAGUAAUCCACACUCGGUGACGAUCCAGUUUCUCAAGAAAGUCGCACUUGAACGGAUCUCGAUUUUCACAAACUACUCAUUAGAUGAAAGCUACACCCCGAGCAAGAUCAAGAUCAUGGCUGGGAGCAGCGAAGGCUGGGACUUGAUUGACGUAUGCACGGUGAACUUUAAUCAGCCCAUUGGCUGGUCGCACAUUAUUUUCAACGGGAUUAGAAGCGAUGGCGUGCUCAAGUGUUUUAUGAUAAAGAUUUUCAUCUUGGCCAAUCACCAGGAAGGUAAAGAUAGCCACAUUCGAGCUAUUCGGUGCUUUGGGAGAAAGAACUCGGGGCUCACGAAAGAGAGAAUUGCGCAUGGUGCCGUGCAAACUCUACUGCUGCACGGACAAGGACUAGGACAAGGGCUAGGACCGGGGCUAGGACAAGGACAAGGACAAGGACACUCGGAUUUGCUCAAGGACCUAAGCAUAGCCAACAGCUCAUCUAGUUUUUCAGCUGCUCCUCCCGGAAUCCCCAUGUUAUCGCCAAACUUGGUUCAAGAAAUGAAGGCAACUUCUUCCGAAGAAGGCCAGACGGGGUUCUCAGAAACAAAGAAGCACGACGAAGAAACGGCGCGGAUCUUGAGGAAUGUAAACAGUGUUUUGGGGAAUACGAAUGAUUUUCAGAGCAUUGAGCUUGCAAGCGUUUCUACUAUACGUUGA